Molecule: messenger RNA, 2331 nt
Organism: Bombyx mori (domestic silkworm)
Lineage: Eukaryota; Metazoa; Arthropoda; Insecta; Lepidoptera; Bombycidae
Product: U6 snRNA phosphodiesterase 1
Exons: 5
Coding region: 189-956 (255 amino acids)
Biological process (GO): U6 snRNA 3'-end processing
Cellular component (GO): nucleus
Molecular function (GO): 3'-5'-RNA exonuclease activity
Source: RefSeq, a predicted model, not a curated record
CUUACUUACCAGGUCAUAAAAUCCAUGCAUAGAUUAUACAUUGAGUGUCACUUCCAUGUUUUUAUUGCAUACUUUUAGUUUUGUCCCUAGUUUAUUACACUUGAUAUUUAGGAUUAUGAUUUCUGUCGUCUUUCGUCGCUUGUGCUUAAAUACUAUUUGAUCUUCACGGCUGUUUGUCAAUUAAACUCAUGUCUUGUCUGUCGUAUAUCAACGAUUACGGAUCUGAUUCAACGAAUAGUGACAGUGAAACUGAACAACAUCUGUACAAAAGAGUGAAAUUACCAGUUCCAGAUCUCAGUCGUGUGCGAAUAGUUUUAACUGAAGAAACACACAUAGACGAUCAUCAAAAACAUAAAGGCCGAAAACGUUCUUUUCCACAUGUAAGAGGAAACUGGGCUACUUUCGUCUAUGUGCAAUAUCCUAAUGAUGACUUUGUUAAUAAAUUGAGUAGAAAAGUAUUAGAUGCCUUAACAGAAUCAUCUCAUACUUGGCAUAAAUGUGAAAAUCUCCACAUUACUUUAUCAAAAACAGUUGUCCUUAAUUAUCAUUGGAUAGCACCAUUUCACAAUUCUUUAAAAAAAACUUUAACAAAUAUUAAAUGUUUUGAACUUGAAUUUGAUGAGCUGCAAGUAUUGUGCAAUGAAGAUAAAUCUAGGACAUUUGUUGUGUUGAAAACAAAUCGUUUUAGUCAUAAGCACUUUUUUGCUAUAACUAAGAAGGUUGAUGAAAUAUUGAGUGAAUUUAAACUACCAAAAUUUUAUGAUGAACCUUCUUUCCACAUGAGCAUACUUUGGACUAAUGGGGAUAAAGAGACAGAGACUAAUGGUGCUCUUGACAAAUUAAAUCAAAUCUUGACACCAGAUUUUCAGGAAUUAGCAAAAAAUAUUUUUAUUGAUAAAGUUUACUGUAAAAGCGGAAAUAAGACAUUUCAGUACCAUUUACCAUCAGAUCGAUAGAAAUAAUAUAUUUGAUAGAAAAUGAGUGCUUCCAAAGAUAAUAGUAUCAAAAAAGUGUACAUUAACCCUAAUUUUACGGCCACUUCCAUAGUCAAUAAAAACAUGCCCUUGAACAAAAACUUCAUGUAUGUAAAUCGUCAAUUUUCUAAUCUAAGAGAAAAUGAAACCAAAAAUAAAAUCUUUGUAAAUCCAAACUUCAUGAGAUCUGCUCCUAGACUUGAAUGUAAUCCGAUAUCUUUUGAAAAUAGCGACGUAAAAAAAAUAUACGAGUGUAAUAUUGAUGAAAAUAUUUCAUUAAAAAAAACAGCAGAUAGACCAGCAACAGUAACAGAUAAUAGAGUAGUUACCUCUCGUUACAGUUUAAUACGCAACAAGAAUAAAAAUAUAAAGGAGAAUUUAAAUUCAAAAACAAAUACAUUUAAAUUGAAUAAGUAUAAAUCUGUCCCUUUUACUGAUAUAAGAAGACGCACUAUGGAUAUUCAAAAUUCUUAUGUAGUUUCAAGUCUACCAAAAUUAUGCAAUAUCCAUUUAAAUAAAAUUGGAUCCGACAAUUUGAACCUAUCCAAAACUAAAUACAACGAAAUUAACAAAAACAUUGGUAGUGUUUCGAAAAAAUUGUGUAACAGAAGAAAAAUCUUCAUUGAAUCUAGUAAAUUAAGAAAAAACAAUAUACCGUGCCCUUUGUUCAAAAAAUUUGGGAAAUGCAUACGACAAAUAAAAGGAAAUUGUAAAUUUUUGCAUGAUAAAAAACAUGUGGCCAUUUGUCGCAAAUUUUUAAAAGGUAUUUGUCAUGAGGAUACUUGUCUAUUAUCUCACGAUAUAACAAGUGAGAAGAUGCCUACAUGCUAUUUUUAUCUUAAGGGAAUGUGCACUAAAGAAAAUUGUCCCUAUUUACAUGUGAAAUUAAAUAAAAACUCUAAACUGUGCUCAGAUUUUCUUAAGGGAUAUUGCGAAAGAGGAACAAAAUGUGAAUAUAGACAUGUAAAUAUUACCAAUCAAACAAAAAAACGAUUGAUGAGGACAAAACAAAUAACAUUGUUAAAAGUAAAAAAUCAACAUACGGAAAAACCAAAUAAGAAUGAAAGUGUUGAAGAAAGUCAAAAUGAAAGAAAUAUGGAUUGCAGAUACUAUCGGGACAUUAAACCAAACUUCGAAGAUACCAAAGCAGAUUGUGGCGUAAUAAAACCGAUUCGAUGUAAGCUAGGAAAUCUGCCGUCAUUCAUUCAGUUUGAGUGAAACUCACUGUUAAUUUUAUUACUAUGUAACUAAUAAUAAUUAUUAUUAAUUAUAAUUAAUAUUAUGGUGAAAUAAUUUAGUGAACUUCAAUGUAAAUACCUAAUAAUCGUUUAAUCUUGAAUAAAAAUAUUUUGCAACA